Zasmidium cellare ATCC 36951 is the source of this 642-nucleotide messenger RNA. RefSeq lists its product as uncharacterized. The transcript is spliced from 2 exons. The coding region runs from base 1 to 642 and encodes 213 amino acids. Lineage: Eukaryota; Fungi; Ascomycota; Dothideomycetes; Mycosphaerellales; Mycosphaerellaceae. The record is from RefSeq and is a predicted model, not a curated record.
AUGCCUUACCAAAAAGGCACUCUUCCCGACCACGCAAUCCCUGGCGGCGACAACAAUGUCUUGCAACCCCCAAACAAGCACAUUGAUAAAGUGGAAAGGAAGUCCACGGCCUCGGAGUCGCGUACCGAUGUCGCGCUCACUGCUGUGCCACUUUGGCCAUGUGUUCCGGCGGACAUUGUUGGCGCUCGGCUGGGCGUCCAAGCAAUAGACGUAGUCGACGGCGGCAGAAAUCGCUCCGAAAUGUACCGUUUGCAGCAAAAAGAGUCGUAUUGUUGGUAUAGGAGCGUCCAAGCGAUCUGCCCGCUUCGGCCUAGCAUAGCGAUCGACCGGCAAGCUUUCACGCGACGGCAACGGCACGUGUCGGGCAAGUUGUCUGAGACAUUCUACGUUCACUUCCAUGUAACCUUCACGAUCCGCCUCGACACCAGCACGGAGAAAUUCAUGGCAUCCACGCAAGUUCAGGAGACCCGGCAAGGCUGUGCAAACCAACCUUUCAUCUCUCCAGAAGCGAAGUGCCCUGACCCACUCGACAAACGCAUUGCCACUUGGUUGCCGGUCCCAGCGAUGGAAGGGCACCGCACGCGUGCGGAUCAAGCGAGGCCAGCAAUUUUCCUAUUCGCCGCAAGGCUGCUCGUCGCUUGA